Molecule: messenger RNA, 312 nt
Organism: Fonticula alba
Lineage: Eukaryota; Rotosphaerida; Fonticulaceae
Exons: 2
Coding region: 1-312 (103 amino acids)
Source: RefSeq, a predicted model, not a curated record
AUGACCCAUGGGCCGCACGCCAGCCGGGCCCCGGGUUCCAGGUCCCGACUCGACAUCGGCGCCAGCGACCGCAAGUCCGUCCCGGAGCCCGACCUGCGCGCCUGGGAAUUGGCGCAUGGCAGCCGAGGAUCCGUCGCCAGGUUGUCCAGAGACCCAUCGGCCGGGGUCCGGUGCGCCGGCGAAGUGGCCGGCAAGAAGCGCCGCAUGUACCGUGGCCAGCCUCAACCUCCCGGGAUCCUUCGACAGCGGGGCCAGCUGCGUCACCCCGGCCGACUGGGGGACAGCGCGCCACCCCCGGGCCAUGGUGCCUGA